Messenger RNA from Marchantia polymorpha subsp. ruderalis, 2449 nucleotides. The record is from the annotation of a GenBank genome assembly. Lineage: Eukaryota; Viridiplantae; Streptophyta; Marchantiopsida; Marchantiales; Marchantiaceae.
AACCUUGAUGGGUGGAUGGCACCGUGUCAUUCCAGUGUAAUUCUAACAUGUUUUCUCGCUGGUUCUCUCUCAUGCUUCCAUGAGAGAGAACCGGCCGUCAGAAACCUCCAGCUCUUUCUUGUAUCAGUCAACAUGUACCGAGUCCGAUAGAAAUUUCAUCCCAUCUAGUAGUAACGGCUAGCCUUUCCUAUGACCGUCUUUGUGCAGCAGAGUUCAAGGAAACAGGCUUAGAUCAUCUAGAAAUUCGAAGAUUACAAUUGCAUGCGUCAAAGAUCCAUCACAUGCUAGAAGAAUUUCUUCAUGAUCAUGGAACCGACUCCAGGUCCCAUGGGUUCUCACAUGCAGUUUCGUUGUUGGAAGUUGGCUUUGGGGAGGCUGAUGCUGUUCUUGCAUUCAAGGACGGGAUCGGGAACUAUCCAGCGGGAGCCUUGGAUGAUUGGAAUUCUGGCAAGCGAUCAGAGAACUGUUCGUGGGCUAGAGUCACUUGCAAUCUUAAGCUGCAUGUUUCUGCUCUACACUUGUCUUUGCUGUAUUUGAUUGGUUCGUUGGGACCUUCGCUAUGCAAUCUUCCGUACCUCGAAGACCUCCAUCUGGACCAAAACUUUCAGCAAAGCGAGAUUCCUCCGGAUUGAUGACAGCUCUCGAGGUUACGAAUUCCGAACCUGGAAGACAAUCUGGAUCUCAGCUACAACAACUUCAAGUGGUAAUCUGCCUGCGGACCUUGGGAGGCUGUCAAGUGCGAAGUGCAUCUCAUCCGCAACAAUAUGUUCGAAGGAGAGGUCCCUCAAUCUUUAACAAACAUGAGCUUGCUCACCUAUCUAUCUGAAAAUUUCCGACAACAAGUUCAGUGUUCGUUUGGAUGCGUUGAAUCCGUUGAGGAACUCAAGCCUCCUGCAAUCUCUGUUUCUGGGAAGAUGGGAUCUGGUCCAGAAUUCAUUCACUGGAAGUCUCACGGAUGAGAUGGAUGUCCCAGAAAUCAUCUUGGGAGAUUACAAUAUAACAGGCUCAACACUCCUCAUCAAGAUCCAGGUCUUGUGACUGUAUAGGGUAAAUCGGACUGGUGAGACUCCACCGGAUUUGGGGAAGCUAUAGACCUUGAAAUACUUUAUACAUGAAAACAACAAUCUUACAUACAGCAUUCCACUUACCCCAUCCAAUUGCAGUGCCCUGCAGAUUAUCAGACUGACAGUAAGAAUUCUGUAGGAGUACAGCUGAUGCACACAAAUUUUGCAGGAUUGGAAUCCCUGAAAAUGGUGUCUAUCAACGGGACCAAUUCAGUGAACUAUUUAUCGUCACAUUAUGGGACUGCCAUAAUCAGGAGUUGUUAGAUUGAGUUGGAACCACUUCUCGGGGUGUUGCCAAAGUUCCAUGUCCUGAAUACAGAGUUAAAUCAGGCGCCAUCAUACAGGCUAAUAUAUCUUCAGCUGCCGCACUGCAAGUGUUUUACCUCUCUUCCAACCAAUUCACCGGUGUAUUGACUCAGAACCUCUCAGGAUUGGUGACCUACAAGCUCCCCUUGAAGAGAACGGAAAUCCCGGCAGCAAACCAGUUUCUAAGAAGGGGCUUGUUGCACAGGAUACCACUCAGGAAAGGAGAAAUUACUUUGGAAUACACAAUCGUGGUCGAAGCACUGAAGUCAUUAGCUGCUUCUGGCAAUAGACUUACUGGAGAACUACGUGCUGAGUUUGGCACAUUGCACGGUGAUCUUGAUCCUGAACGGGCAGAGUUUGUAUUUUCAUGGUGUGUUCAUGAAGUUGUUCGUAGUAGGAGCUUCAGAUUGAUUUGCAUCUCAAGAUGAAAUCGGUCUUCUUAGAUGUACGUAUCGCACACGAAUUCAUUUGAUCACGUCAAUUUGGCUGGCAGCGCGUGCAGAUUACGAGCUUGUGCAACUAAGAGGGCAGUUUUCGUAGAUAGUUUGAAUCGGUUAAACCUGACUAGAUGUGUAACAGUUAAUGGGGUGGGUGUACAUGCCUAGCCUUAGGGUCUAGUCAUUUAAUUAAGGAUUAUCUAUUUCUUUAUCGGAAAAACAAAAGUAGAUUAAAUUAGCUAGAAUGACCAUAUGGUAACUCAUCAUUUAGGUCUGUAUUCUACCCAAAUCCGGUAGAAUCUCACGAGUUAGAUUGGUUCUAUAUAGGUCAGUUUCUUUGAACUCUGCUGCACGAAGACGUUCAAAGGAAAGAUGUUGGCCGUUAGUGCUAGAUGUGAUGAAAUUUCUCUCGAACUCCGCAGAUGUUGACUGAUGCAAGAGAGAACUAGAGGCUUCUGACGGCCAGUUCUCUCCUAUGGAAACGGCUGCACGGACUAUGCUAGAAGUGGAAUGGAAUGACCCGGUGCCAUCCUGGCAUCAAGGUUAAGGUGGGACAGAAGGUUGGACUGAUGGGAUGGAUUCAAUUAUGGCAUUAAUACAUGAUGCUCCCAAAGCCCAGCAUUUGUUGUUUCUCAAGCAAGU